UCCUACUGCCAAGUCAACGCUAGACUUGCUCAUAGUCAUUUCUACAGUACCGCAGAGUCAUUAGUGAUGAGGUCUACCUUUUAAGGAAAGAGGGCAAACGAUGGGCAUGCGGGGGUAACCCAAGCCGACGCGACGCGUUCGUUCCAUUCCUGUUCCGGAUAUACAGAGACGCCCACGCUUUUCGCAUCUCAGUCACCACUUGACUUGCAGAGAUGGUAAAGCAGCUAGACGUGUUACUGAUCUCGCUUCAUCUGCUUCCAGAACUUCUAGCCUUCGCAGUGCUUUCCUCCAAAACGCUUUGCCAACCCCGAUCAUCCCGGUUCGUCAUCUGGCUCACCUCCAUUCCGAUCUACCUCUAUCUCGCACUAUUCACCAGCACCGGUACUCCGUCACUCGACUACUUCCUAGGCCAAUUCUGCGUAGUCCGCAUUCUCUCCCUUCUUGACUUUCUCGUCAUAACCGAUGCCCGGCGAGAUCUGUGGCGCGCUGAUGAUCAUGACAGUGUCAAGUUCGCUGAUCUUGGUUCUCCCCUGGCGAGAGCCGAGUGGGCCAUCGGGCUGUUGUUCUUGAACCCCAGAGGCAUAGGAUGGAAUUUCGAACCUAGGCAUGCGCUUCCCCCCCACCCGGAAGAAGGCCGACUCGACUUCGUACUGCGUCAAGCUCAGCGCGGAGUCCUCGCUUUCCUGUGGUUCGAUCUCAUGGGCACGAUAGCACGAACCGACACGGCGCUGCAGGUUGGCGGAUCAGUCCUGAAUCAAGGGUUGGGAGGGAGGGCGAUGUACACUGUUUGGUGGUUCACGACCGUCUCGUCGGGAUUUAUCGUCAGUCAUUCGAUGCUGGCGGCUUUCUCGGUAGGACUCGGGAUCUACCAACCGUCUGACUGGCCGAACCUCUUCGGUGGGGUGAAGUACAUGUACACGCUUCGGAAGUUCUGGGGUCGCGGUUGGCACCAUAACCUCCGACGGUUCCUCGUAUCCACCGCCGACUUCCUAACACUCCAAGUCCUCCAUCUGCAGCCCAGCUCCCAACUGGCCUCCUAUUCCCAACUCUAUCUCGCGUUCCUCCUUUCCGGCCUCGUCCACUUCUGCGGAAGUUACGCGCUACUUCGUUCCCCCUCACUCGCCCUCUCGACACUGCAGUUCUUCGCCUUGCAACCGCUCGUGAUCACCCUAGAAGACGGGGCGAUCGCCCUCGGCAAGCGGCUCGGCAUAAGCCCCGGAGUGGACGUGAGGAUCCUAGGGUACACGUGGACGGCAGCGUGCUUGACGGUUAUGGCGCCUUACUGGCUCGACCCGCUGGUUCAUGCUGGCCUUGCGGAUCCGGGUGAGCAGAAGAGCUUCUCAGUCGUACAGGGGUUGUGGAGGGGAGAAUGGUUUGCUCCUGUUAGGCGAUAAGCCGGGAACCGGACGACGUCGAGCUUCAUAUGUUCAUAUGCAUGAAAGUCCUCUCUGGUUGGGAACUUUAGAUGAUCACUCGGUACCUUACUUCGAUUUCGACGCCCACCGAUUCUUCAGCCCAUGUCAGAUCAGUACCGAUCACGACGAUUUUCCCCCUUCCCUUGCCCAGCCCCACUGGCAGAAGAGGACGCAGUCCGAAUCGAAUCUCUAGAUAUCAAGAACCGAAUCAAGCACAUGCCAGAGGCUCCCUCAGCUCAGCUCGAGAAGAACCCCACUCUUCCCGGAUUCGGAAGGGCACUCCAGCAAGCAGCGGGUUUGCGGAGUACGACUGGGAGGAAGGGAGCAUAACUGUACUUUGACCCGUCAUGUAGAGACGAGGGUGGUGCGUGGUUUUUGGAGUGGUAAGAACGGAGAUGCUUGAGACAUUUGGGAGACG
Messenger RNA from Dacryopinax primogenitus, 1833 nucleotides. RefSeq lists its product as uncharacterized. The transcript is spliced from 3 exons. Gene Ontology annotation, biological process: lipid metabolic process. Bases 213 to 1394 code for a protein of 393 amino acids. The record is from RefSeq and is a predicted model, not a curated record. Lineage: Eukaryota; Fungi; Basidiomycota; Dacrymycetes; Dacrymycetales; Dacrymycetaceae.